AUGGGUACAUUGGAUAGUGAUGCGAGGGGGGUAGUCUAUGCGCGUAGGAAUUGUCACAAGCGCACGAGUACUGAGGAUUCUGAUGUGCGUGCUAGGAGCCCAGUCUCCAUGUUGGACGGCUCGUCCCUAUCCACAUGGUUGUUGAGGAUUCCUUCGUGUGGUUCAGCCAAACGAUCCCUGGUUGGAUUGUUUCCCCUCCUUGGCACUUGGAUACUUGGAUAUGUCAGAACCCUGGGCACCCUUGGCAGUGUGUUUCAUAGAUCCUUAGAAGGGUAG
Prunus armeniaca (apricot) is the source of this 276-nucleotide messenger RNA. Lineage: Eukaryota; Viridiplantae; Streptophyta; Magnoliopsida; Rosales; Rosaceae. The record is from the annotation of a GenBank genome assembly.